ACUGUCAGCAGCAGCUCUUAGGCUUGGCAUCUCUUGUCUGUCGCGGUUGGACCUUGGGCACCUGCGUCAGUGCUCAAUCCGCCGGAGUAAGUGGGCCCACUCACUGCUGCCUCUCGCCUGGGAGGUUGCUGUGCAAUAACUGCACAAGAGGGGCGGUGGGGGGCGGUGUGUGUUUUGGGGGGCUGGGGGGGAGAGCCCCCUUCCAGCUGUCGGGAAGAUCAGUGACGAGCUGAUCAGUUAACAGUGAGCCCUCCCGCAAACAUCCACGCGGGAUUUGAUCAGCGCGACAGAUCACCCCUCCUAAACCAGCCCCCGGGUUCAAGGUUUGCCCCUCCCGCCCAGCGCCAAUCUGAGAUGGGCAGAAGGAGGGGGCGGGAAGGUUAGUUUGAAGAGGGCAGAGCUCUGCGAGAGGACGCCGCUUCCCCCCGUUAUUUCACCGCUGGAUUAAAAAAAAGAAAGAAAGAGAAAAAUUAUCCAAAUCCAGUGGCCGGUAACAGCUGAGGGAGAAAUCAGUCGGACCAAACGGCAGAACCUCAUCAACUCCAAGGAAAGCCAGGAGUGAGAGAGAGAGAAGACACACACACACACACACAACAGCAGGAACAUCAUCCUCAUUGCUGCUGACCUGCGCAGAGACUAUGGCUGCUGCACGUUGGAAGCCUCAGUCAGUGGAUAUUGGCUUUUGGCUCCUCCUGCUCCUCAGCCUCAUUCCUGAAUGCAGGGCAGUAGUUGGACACAGAGAGCCGUUGCCUGAUGACAGUAAAGACAACAUCACCAUUUUCACCCGAAUCUUAGACAGGCUGUUGGAUGGAUAUGACAACAGGCUCCGUCCCGGGUUGGGAGAGAGCGUAACAGAAGUGAGGACAAACAUCUAUGUCACGAGUUUUGGACCCGUUUCAGACACAGACAUGGAGUACACCAUCGAUGUCUUCUUUCGCCAGAGUUGGAGGGAUGAGCGGCUGAAGUUCGAUGGGCCCAUGCAGGUUUUACCCCUCAACAACCUCCUGGCCAGUAAGAUCUGGACUCCUGAUACUUUUUUCCACAACGGAAAGAAAUCUGUAGCCCACAACAUGACAACUCCUAACAAACUGCUACGACUAGUCGACAACGGCACGCUUCUAUACACAAUGAGGUUGACCAUUCAUGCCGAGUGCCCCAUGCACCUGGAGGAUUUCCCGAUGGAUGCACACGCCUGUCCUCUGAAGUUUGGAAGUUAUGCUUACACAAAUAAUGAGGUGAUCUACCUGUGGACCCAGGGUGACGAGAGGUCUGUCGCUGUGGCAGAGGACGGCUCCAGGCUGAACCAAUAUGACUUACUGGGACAUGUUAUUGGCAAAGAAACCAUCAGUUCCAGCACAGGCGAAUAUGUAGUGAUGACAACAUAUUUCCAUUUGAAAAGGAAAAUUGGCUAUUUUGUGAUUCAAACCUACCUUCCGUGCAUCAUGACUGUCAUACUGUCUCAGGUCUCCUUCUGGCUAAACAGAGAAUCCGUUCCGGCGCGCACAGUAUUCGGUGUCACCACUGUCCUAACCAUGACUACCUUGAGCAUCAGUGCUAGAAACUCCCUUCCUAAAGUGGCCUAUGCCACCGCCAUGGACUGGUUCAUGGCUGUGUGCUAUGCCUUUGUCUUCUCUGCCUUGAUUGAGUUUGCCACAGUCAACUACUUCACCAAGCGCAGCUGGGCAUGGGAUGGGAAAAAAGAGGGCAUGGAAAUAAGGGAACCGUUUCAGGCUAACAUGGCCAGGAUUAAAGAUAUGAGAAGAGAAUCUGCGACUUUGUCCAAAAAGGCGAACAACACCUUCAACAUUGUCGGAACCACCUACGCCAUCAACGUAGCUAAAGAUCAAGGUUUAACGACCAUUUCCAAGAGCGCGGGAGCAUCGGCGAAGCAUCCCUAUAUGCCUGAUCCCUACAUAGAGGCCAAGAAAUCCUACAACCGCGUCAGCAAAGUGGACAAGAUAUCACGCAUCAUUUUCCCAGUUUUGUUCUUCAUCUUCAACUUGGGUUACUGGGCCACAUAUGUCAACAGAAAGCCCGCUAUCAUGAAGGCAAACAACCUAAACUGAGUCUGACCAAAUGCUCGGCUUGAUUGGGUUUGGUUUCGGUGUGCCAAGUCCAUUACAUCUUUUUUUGUGCGUGUGUACGUGUGUGCGCGCAUGUUUUGUGUGUCUGUUUUUUCUUAGGCAUCUGAUAUUUUGCACGUCCGUAUAGAUGGAAGGCAAAUUUGACCAUACAGUAGAUUCACAUAGAGUAGUGGACCGUGGAGGAAGCACAUUGUCACGUCAGUCUGUGUUUGUGCAGCAUUUCUUUUUAGUUUCGUCCCCUCCACACUUAGCUCUGGCCCUGUUCUCUGUUGUGAGUAACCCGGUGAUCUUUGCUGUACCUUUGACGGCUUGCUGUUUUGUAGAGUAGUCAAAUUGCAUUUUCCACCAAAUUUGGACAUGUUUGCGCUUUUCUUAUGAUAAGUCAGGGCAAGCAUGCGUUCAACGUUCUCGUUGUAGCUCAUUACCAAUAAUAAGACUGUCACGUGCAUUGAGUUGAGAUAUGCAUGCAGACAUGCACACGAACACAUGCAUCAGAAGACACCAAGAGAGCCAUUUGCUGGUCGCUUUACUGUUAUUCUGUUAGCUGGGGGCAGCCUGUGUAGGUCCAUAGGAACAUCGUUAAUAAUCAUCAGUGUCUGACCUUCAGCUUGCGGUGAAGUUCAACAGUCCCAAUACAGUAUUAUCUGCAACUGCUUUCGCGUCUCAUUGGGCUGCCUGUACAUUUUCUAGUUCAGUGGCUCUUUGAGGUUUAAUUGGCUAUGUCCUACGACAGAGAAGCUACGUGCCUUGGUAAAUACACACAUCACGAAGCAAAAAAGGCUUUGACAUGCUUACACUUGCAUUUCCACACAUAUAGACAACGGUCUGUGUGUUUACAUUACAUACAAACAUUUAUAAACUGGCAUCCAUGCUCUGCAGUGUAGUGCAGUAUGGGCUGUGCAUCACGCACCGCGCCGGUGGAGAUGGGUAUAAAGUGUAAAUGUUUCCCAUGAGUGCCGAAGGCUAACAGACCUUUCAGCACUAGUGAAAAGCUGAAGCAAAGAUAUUAAAGGAUAUAUCAUAGUCCGUGUGCCAUUUAUGUUUUGACAUCUCUGUGAGCUGAGCAGUCAUUACAAACUACCGCCAUUACCUCAGACUGAAGUCGAAUUCACACAUUUUUUUUUUUCGCCAUUCAAAUGCAAAUAACGUGACACGUUUCACACAUUAAAUCAUAGCAGACACUCGCCCUUUAAGUAAACUGUGAGCAGGCACCUUGAAACCUUUUUUUUUUAUUGUUUUUGUUUUUCACCCUUAUUUUGUUUCCAUCGGUCACCGUAGCCACACUCAUGCACAAGCGUUUUGAUUCGUGCUGUAUUUUUUGCCCUUUUAUACUUUAUCGUGUAAAGUUGAUCGGUGUUGAUUUGACUGUCUCCAUAUACUGUGUUUUGUAGUAAAAGUCGAGUCACAGUCAUGCAGCAUUUCUGAACACAUUUCGGAGACACUGCCAUCGCUGGCGACAGUUGCAUUGCAAAAUUCAUAAUAAUAAAACAACAACAAAUUGUUCUGAUCGCGCCAAAGAGCCACUAACGAUGGAGCAAUGAUCGCUCGUGCAUUGAAUUUGUCUCUGAUUUGUUUAGCGGUGUCUGUAUUCCUGUGACACUCUGUGUUAUGUGUGCUAAGCAUUUAUGCAGGUGUAACUCUAAAGCCAUUUCUGUUGCUUUUUAUGCUAAGCAAACUGUUUUUCAUCAUGUUAAAUACCAGCUCUGACAACCACUGUACUCGAUACUCUUUCAUACAUUAAGCUUACCAUUUUCAGUGGUAAGCUUAGGACAGUGAGUGAACCGUGUUGUGGCACCUGUAAAGGUUUGUUAAUACAAACCACGUAGAAGUGUUCAGUCAUAGCUUAAUGCAUGGUGAAGUCUGUACACGUUUUUUCGUCUUUGGCCUCAAAUAUUGGUGUUUGUCACUAAGGAAAUAGGGCUUGGUAUCAAUGUGUUGUACUUCAUCCCAGUUACUCAUAACCUCUCAUAACCCAGCAUCUGUAUAAACACGCAUAAUUCCAACUAUUUGUGCAUACUAAUGCAAUGUUUAUGCUUUACAGCUGGUACAGAGUUUUGGGAGUGUUUUUACCCUUAUUUGGUCACACACGCACAGUUCGCACAUACUGAACUGGCUCUGCAGUCAUCUUAAAUAAUGUUAAGCCAGUUCAUACAUGAAGAUACAGGACAACAACAAUACAAUACAAAAUUUUGUUCUGUGAUUGAAAGAAUUAAGUUAAGUACAUCGAACAAGUUGUGAAUUUAGCCGACAUAUAACAUGAUGAAAACAAGCUAUUCUUAUCAAAUAUAUAUAUAUUAUAUAUUAUGUGUACAAUUUAACACAAGAUGUAUUAUUAUAUUUUUUAAAAACUGAUAUAUAAUCAAAUAAAGAACAAAUAAGAUAUUUACAUUUUUAUUAUCAUAAAAUGUAAUCAGUGGCUAUUUGUAGAGCACUGACUCUUUUAGCCAUUACAAUAAAUCAGUGCGUCUAAUUUCAAGCCAUACAUAUGUGGACAUGCACACAAAGCUAGACCCUAUCUCUCUCUUCCACAUGCAGCUAAAUUGCAACAGCAUGUGCAUUUCUUUGUAAACCUUAUACAGACAUUAGAAACACAGUGGCUAUAAUGGCAAAAUAAGGCGUGAUACUAACCUCUGCACUGAAAUCGAGGAAUAGAAAUUCAUUUCAUUUCAUCGGGCAAAUUAAAUGUAUAAUAACAAACAGGGUGAAGCACGUCGCUGUGUCUUAAUGAUACGUAUUACCUCUAAAUAUUUCUGAACACCACACAUCAUCCCGGCGCAGUAUAGCUUUUUUUAAUCCGAUACAUUUCAUUGAUUUAUACACUUUUCAAUGAAAACACCCUGUUUCCUCUUCUUUAUUUCUUCUUUUUUUUUAGAAUUUAGUCUCAAACAAAAUGAUCCAUUUUACACAUCCACUGAGGGUUUAUAAACCCUGCUGGCUGCUGCUAAACAGCAUUAAUGUUUGUGUAUGACUCUUCUGGGUAGUGGGAUAAAUGUACUGUAGGUACGUACUUCUAAGCAGAAACAGUCACUUUACUUAAUAUGCCCAAAGACCCUUGUCAUGUCAGGAUCUGGUAUAAUGUGAUAACCAAAGAUCAAUUUGCUUUGUGAUUUCAUGUGUACUACAGCAUUCAUAAACUCAUGUCUAACCCCAUUCACAACAUGAAAUUAGUGUGACUGCCAAGCUGUGCUGACUGUACUGAUCAAGGUAAAUAUUUACAGAAUAACAUACUUCUCUACACCUCGUCAGUUAUAAAAAAAAAUUUAAAUCCACAUAUGUUGUGUGUUUGUGACUAGCAAACAAGGGUAAAACACUCCUGGAGCUAUAAGACCACGACCACUUCACUCUGCCGCUAAACUACAGCGUAAUCAUCGUCAUCCAGUCUGCUUGGAAAGACCAUAGCAGCCAACACAUGUCAUAGUGCAGAAAUAAGAAUCUGAGCAGUUUUUAAAACUAGAAAUUGUAAGAAAAAACUGUGUUUUGAAGAGUCUGCAUGUACACCUGUGGUAAUUGUUUUAUUUCGUUUUGAUUGAUUGAUUGAUUUGAACAUUCCUGGGAUGAUUUCGAUGAGCAGGACUCCACUGUACUGUUGCCAUUUAGGCUCUGCUAUGAUUGUGUUAGUCACGUGGUAAAUCCUUUUCUCACAGGGCCAGAGUUAACUUCAGCAGAAACAUGUCAUCCAUAUGAGAUAGAGUAUAUUAAGACUAUAUUACUAUAUUAAUAUAUUUAUGCUAUUCAGUACAGCAUUAAAUAUUCUAUGUUUUAUACGACGUAACCUCAACAGCAUUUAUGCAAAACUCCUGAUGCGUAGAAAGCUGUAGAUAAAAUAGGCAAACUAAACAAAUGAUUCAACUAAAUGGCAACAAUUCUAAUUGCUCAGAAUAGUACUACUAAGUUGUGAAUUUGUAGAUAUUGUGAAAUUAAUUCCGAUAGUUUUUGUGAAUAUUGAUAUGUCAUGUCAUUUAUUUUUACAUUUGAUAAGUACUGCUGUCUUACAUUGAGCUCUGUAACACUACGUGUUAUGGUAUUAUAAAGAUGUACAGUAGAGAUAAUACUCAUCGAGCUAUUAACACGAUCCGUACCUUGUGUGCACUUUUCAAACCUAACUGUGAAUAAGCAGCUGUCUGCAAGCAGAGUCGUACACACUGUGUUCUCUCUCCAGCAAUUUCACUGCAUGUCUCUACGCAUUGAGAGAUCAAAGACUUCCUCUACAAAGACAGCUCCGGGAACUUUGUGGACUUUGUGUUUUUGUUAGGAAGUGGUCUCUAUAUGCUCAGUGACUGGACUCUGUGUUGCCCUCUGUCAUUCAUGUGCUUACUGUAUGGGAUAUAGCAAAUGGAAAUGAGGAUUAAAAGGACCGUGUAUUUUGUCUUGGAGUUAAAAGGCCCUUCUUGGUGACAUCCGAGCCUCAAAGGUGCACGCUUUCAACACGCUGGACUCACCUGAUGCUCCUUUAGAGGCUCAUUUGACGACUAUUGUUGUUUAACCCUUUGUGUGUUUGUCUGUGCUGUGCAUGCGGGUCCUUUUUGUUUGUGGUUGAUUAGGGGAAAAUUCAGUUACAGCCUGAAGACAUCCUACAGGGAACAAACAUAUUGCACACAUUCAAGUCAAAGCACAGUCACCUAAAAUUUAUUAUAUUUCACAACAUUUAUAGCCACUGUAGAUUACACACAAAUCAGACAAAACAGCAAGGGCACAACAUCUGGCUUAAAGUGUAUGCUGACGAUUUUAAUAUAUGUCAUGAUAAAUAGUCUAUAUUUAAUGUUGUACCUCAUUUAUAUGGUUAUUUAACAUGUGCUGCCUGCUAUUAAUGAAUUGUCCAAAUUAACAGAUGCAGUGUUAUUCCCAUACAUUUUAAUGGUCAGGAUUUAUGAAAUUACAGUUUUCUAUUACACACAAAAAAAUGUUGGUAGAUGUACACACACUGGAGGUUACCUGUAAAACUUGAUUUAAUGCUGCACAUUGGCCAGAAGGCACAUGAGCCAGACAUUACAUUACACACAUUACGUUACAAAG
Molecule: messenger RNA, 7097 nt
Organism: Haplochromis burtoni (Burton's mouthbrooder)
Lineage: Eukaryota; Metazoa; Chordata; Actinopteri; Cichliformes; Cichlidae
Gene: gabra3
Product: gamma-aminobutyric acid type A receptor subunit alpha3
Exons: 11
Coding region: 639-2066 (475 amino acids)
Biological process (GO): gamma-aminobutyric acid signaling pathway; synaptic transmission, GABAergic; regulation of postsynaptic membrane potential
Cellular component (GO): neuron projection; synapse; GABA-A receptor complex
Molecular function (GO): inhibitory extracellular ligand-gated monoatomic ion channel activity; GABA-gated chloride ion channel activity; transmitter-gated monoatomic ion channel activity involved in regulation of postsynaptic membrane potential
Source: RefSeq, a predicted model, not a curated record